GGUAGGCUCAGUGCCUAAAAGCCACAGAGCCCCAUCAGGCGGGGAGCAGGGUAAAGUGCAGAAGUCGGAGCCCAGGGCUGUGUAGACCGCCGGCACUAUGCUGUACCUACCGUGCCUGUUGCUGUGGGCAUUCCCACAGGUCUGGGGACAAUCCGAAGUCCAGCAGAAUUACACCUUCCGCUGCCUGCAGAUCUCUUCCUUCGCCAACCGAAGCUGGUCCCGCACAGACAGUGUGGUCUGGCUGGGGGAUCUGCAGACACACCGUUGGAGUAAUGACUCAGACACCAUCAGCUUCACAAAGCCGUGGUCCCAGGGCAAAUUCAGUAACCAGCAGUGGGAGAAGUUGCAGCAUAUGUUUCAAGUGUAUCGAACCAGCUUUACCAGGGACAUCAAGGAAAUAGUCAAAAUGAUGUCACCUAAAGAAGACUAUCCUAUCGAGGUCCAACUGUCUGCUGGCUGUGAAAUGUACCCUGGGAAUGCUUCAGAAAGCUUUUUACACGUAGCAUUUCAAGGAGAAUAUGUCGUGAGAUUCCAUGGAACAUCCUGGCAGAAGGUCCCAGAGGCCCCAUCUUGGUUAGAUUUGCCCAUCAAAAUGCUCAACGCUGAUGAAGGAACGAGAGAAACAGUGCAGAUACUCCUGAACGACACCUGCCCCCAGUUUGUCCGUGGCCUCCUAGAAGCAGGGAAGCCAGACCUAGAAAAGCAAGAGAAGCCAGUGGCCUGGUUAUCCCGUGGCCCCAACCCUGCCCAUGGCCAUCUGCAGCUGGUAUGUCAUGUCUCUGGCUUCCACCCAAAGCCUGUGUGGGUGAUGUGGAUGCGGGGUGACCAGGAGCAAGGGGGUACUCACAGAGGUGACAUCCUGCCAAAUGCGGAUGAGACAUGGUAUCUUCAAGCAACCCUGGAUGUGGAGGCUGGAGACGAGGCUGGCCUGGCCUGCAGGGUGAAGCACAGCAGUCUAGAGGGGCAGGACAUCAUCCUCUACUGGGGUGGCAGACAAGUAUCCCCGGUGUUGAUCUUCUUGAUAGUAGGCGUACUGGUUCUAGUGGUGUGUGCUGUGGCCUACUAUAUCAUCAGGAAAAGGAGACGCUCCUAUCAAGACAUCAUGUGAGAUUUUUACCCCUGCCUCUCCUGAAGUUCAGACCUUCCAGGUUCUAGGACUUCAGUCCUUGUCUGCUCAGAAACUGAGGAUAAAAAAGAGGAAUCCUGAAGAAAUGAAGAGCAACCAGUACACCCUUUUAAUAUUAAUUAUAAGAAAUCAAUUAUUUAAAUGAUUUUUAUAAGCUUGGGUAGUUCAGAACAAACACAACUGCACAUGUGUGUACCUGCCAGAAACAAGCUGUGAGCAGUGUCUCGUGGGAUUUGUACUGAACUAGACAGCACGCUUCCUGCCCAAACAGACACUUUGGGGGUUGUUGGCAAGUGUAAAGUCCAACACCAACACGACUGUACUCUGUAUUUUUCAAGAUAACGAGAAAAAUGGAUUUGUGUGUGUGUGUGUGACAUAUAGCUUUGGGGUUUGUUGGCAAGUAUAAAGUCCAACACCAACACGACUGUACUCUGUAUUUUUCAAGAUAACUAGAAAAAUAGAUUUUGUGUGUGUGUGUGUGUGAUACAAGUAUUUUAAAAAGUAAACUCAAAUAUUUACAAAUGAUUACUACCUUAAAUACAAAGCUGCUGACUGAUGAUUACCCCAAAGGCUUCUUCCAGUGUGUGGUCUUUUUACAAUGUUUGUUCUAAUUGUCAUAAUGGCCACUUUAGGGCACAGUCUCCAUUGAAAAUGUGCAUUAAUGACUGAAAGGUGGUUUCUCUUUAAAAUAAAAUUAGGAUGUACGAUG
Molecule: messenger RNA, 1835 nt
Organism: Rattus norvegicus (Norway rat)
Lineage: Eukaryota; Metazoa; Chordata; Mammalia; Rodentia; Muridae
Gene: Cd1d1
Product: CD1d1 molecule
Biological process (GO): positive regulation of interleukin-4 production; positive regulation of NK T cell activation; positive regulation of interleukin-2 production
Cellular component (GO): basolateral plasma membrane; plasma membrane; endosome membrane
Source: RefSeq, marked provisional